AUAUUUUUAAAUUUUCUGAGUGAAGCAUCUUUCAUUCUGUGCUUCUUCAUGGCAUAGGAUAUUCAAAAGGACCUCUUUCUCAAAUAUACCAAAGGACUGUAAUUACUGUAAUAGAAUUUUACUGUAACCAGGGGUUAGCCCCUAACUUCUUAGGUUGUAAAACUGUAUUUUCAUAAAAGCUUACUAAUCAUCUGUGAAGAAUGUAAAAUAUUGUUAAAUAUAACCGCUUAUGAUCCUUGAGGGAAAAGGAGUUCCUUAAAACUCAAAUAAGCUAAUUAAAAUUAUUUGUAUCCAUGAUUCUAUUGCCCCAGCCACUGUUUUCUUGUCAAAUUCAUAGAGACGGAGUAUGGACUGGUUUGCCAGGGGCAGGGGGGACGGGGAGAUGAAGAGUUAUUGCUUAAUGGGUACAAAGGUACAGUUUUGCAAGAUGAAAAAUGUUCUAUGGAUGAAUGGCAGUAAUGGUUGCACAACGACGUGAAUGCAUUUAAUGCCGCUGAACUGCACCCCCAAAAAUGGUUCAACUGUGGCUACCAGUGACUCAGGAGCUGAGCUUCCAAAAAUUCAUUGAACAAUCUGACUUGCUGGAAGAAUUUAAAUAUGACUUCAAUGAGAAAGCUGAAUUGAGACACACUGAGACACAAAGCCCUUUUGUCUUUAACUAUUAUGAAAAUGUCCUUGAGAGGAAUAGCAAGCGCUACCAGGCCCUCGGCCGUUUGCUUGAACAAUACAUUUAUGAGCUUUUGGAGAAACUGUGCAAAUUACAAAAGGUGUAUAUCCCACAAGAGGUUGAUAAGGAACCAAGAAGCUUCUUUUUCAUGAGUGAGGGAGCAUUAACAAAUCAUCAUUCUGUUGUUCUCGUCCUUCUUCAAGACCAAGGGGUCUUUCGAGCUGGUCAAUGGAGUCAGCAGGCAAUAAUACAUCAUGGUCUCCACCACGGAAGUCAGAUCCCGUGUAUUCAAAUGGCAUUGCAGGCACAUUAUGAUGUAAUUGUGCUAAACCCCAAUGACAAUUUUGUGGACCUAAAGAUGGAAAAAGAGUGGAAAAGCCUUUUAAAACAAAGCAUUGAGUCUCCCUCCCUAAAAAUGGCUCAGGCAGAGAGCUUCUUAUCUUUCCAGCACCCUCUCCAAGGCCUUCCAAAAAGAUGCAGCCACACUCCUGAAGAACACGUGGCUUACGUGUGGGAUCACUUCAUUUCGAGGACUGAAGGCAAGAAUGUUGCCUUCAUCGUGCAUGGUUAUGGAGGCUUGGUUUUUAUGGACUUGCUUGUUCGUAGAAAGUGGGAAGUGAUGAGCAAAGUAUAUGCCGUUGCCCUUAUUGACUCGGACCACCACGUGGGACACCAGCUGGGAAGUGAUGGACAGUUAUUAGCAUGGAUAAAGCACCACUGCCGUGAAUGGGUGACAAGCCCUAAGCCUUUGGAUAAACUUGCAGCUACUGUUUUGAAAAAGGAGUUUCCUGUGGUUUCUGCCGGUACAGAAAAACACAGCUUAGCCCCUUCCUCUAGCCUUCAGUCAAUUUUUAAAUACUUUAAAAAAGCUUUGAAAGCCAAAACGACUAUUACUUUCUCUCAAGUGCCAAUAGAAACUAGAAGCUCCACAAAAAGAAAGCAAAGUGCUUAAUUUACUUUUUGGUCAUCUAAGAUUUUUUUGUCCACUGAAACUUUGCUAACGAAGAUGGUAGAAGGAAAAGAACACUUACAGCUCAUAUACAGUGUAUGUUCUGGUUUAAGGCUUGAUUUGUUACUUUUCUAAAAAAAUGAAUAUGUUCUCCUUUGUAGCCUCUUGACAAAGCAGGAAGUCAGUCAGUACCAUCAUUAAUAUUUCACAGUAUUAGUCAAGUUAGAGGAUCUCUCUUUUGAAAAGCUACAUUUUUAUGGUUUAGUAGAAUGACACCAAAGCUGCAACUAAUACAAAUUAAAUAUUGCCUUUGAUUUUUAUGUUAUUAAUGCCAUAUUAAA
Messenger RNA from Equus quagga, 1957 nucleotides. RefSeq names its product putative protein FAM172B. Gene Ontology annotation, cellular component: nucleus. Lineage: Eukaryota; Metazoa; Chordata; Mammalia; Perissodactyla; Equidae. Gene Ontology annotation, biological process: regulatory ncRNA-mediated heterochromatin formation. The transcript has 2 exons. The record is from RefSeq and is a predicted model, not a curated record. Gene Ontology annotation, molecular function: siRNA binding. The coding region runs from base 513 to 1619 and encodes 368 amino acids.